Messenger RNA from Cylicocyclus nassatus, 858 nucleotides. The record is from the annotation of a GenBank genome assembly. NCBI's taxonomy places the organism in Eukaryota, Metazoa, Nematoda, Chromadorea, Rhabditida, Strongylidae.
AUGCGAGAGCGUAUGAAAGCAUCAUACGACCGUGAGAAGGGAGUGGAGAGUUGUCCUGCACCCCCCAAGGUAGGCGACCGCGUCUACAUGCGAAUCCCCAGCGAGAAGCAGUCUUCAAGCCAUCCCAAAUUGGCGAAUCCCUGGGAAGGACCCUACCGGGUUAUAGAGGCCAGUGAGAAUAGUGCCCUAAUUACACUGAUCAACCAAGAUAAGGAACCAGUAAGGGUACCCUUUGACUUACUUAGGAAGCUACCCCGGGGUAUCUCCGACGAGCCAUUGCUAACGAGAAAAAGCAGGGCUGCUGGCAGCCCAUAUGAGGAUCGGAAUGCCGAAGAAUGGAGAAGGGUGGGCGAAGUGUGCCGCGAGUUCGUACGGUUCUUAACGGAUCCAUCCCGCAACUUCUUGGCUGUGACUCGCGAUCAUUACUCCGGCGUACUGGAUCAUGCGCCGUAUACACAUCUAGCCUGUUGCCUGGGAGUCAACCCAAGACGCAGUGGUGCGCCCUUCAUUGGACCCCAGAUACUGACGUUCCUCGAGAAAGUCAGGAUUACCGUGAAUGACCUUAUCAGGCUGCCGAAAUUCGAGCCCGCAACACCAGAACUACGCGAGCAACGAAGGCGAGAGAAGGUACUGAAGGCGCGGCGCCGCAAGGAAGAGUAUAUGCCCAAUUUCUGGGUGAUUGCCGAUCCGCAGAAAAGGCGUCAUCGAGCACCGAUCACGUUUGAAGACCCAUCCCAAGCCCCGAACCGAAGGAACUCUCCUAACCGCCACCAUAGGUCACCCAGCCGACAUUCCUCGCACUCGCAUCACACGCAUGGGCAUCGUCGGGACGACUCUACUCGUCGGGGAGGCAUGUGA